AUGAGCACUAGGCCCGCGCCACUCCUUGUGCCGGGCCCUGCGGGUGGGACCCGGAACCGAGACCGGCGCCCGACGGCCCACAAAGCUCUGCACCCCACUCCGCGCCUCUUCCGGCGGAACCAGGCCUGGCUAAUCGAGCGCGGCGGCUCGGCGCUCGACUGGCGGCGCCUGCGCACGCGGCCAAGAUCCAGGGAGAAGGAGGGAUUGCGUGGCCAUCGCCCCUGCGGGGCUCGGAAAACGCAAGGUUCAGAAGCUGCUAGGCCCCCAAAAAAGAAAAAGAAGAAAACACAAAAGAAGUUGCAGGAGCAGGAAGAGAAGGCUGAGCACAAGGCCAAGCGCCUGCGGGAGAAGUCUCCAGCAGCUUCUGAGGCCAAAAAGCCACUAGCUGCAGCUGCAGAGGGUGGGGCUUCUAGCUCUGCGGGGGCCACUGCAGGUGGAGUGGCCACGGGGUCUGAUUCCAUCUUUGCCCUGGAUGUUCUGCGACAGCGACUACAUGAGAAGAUUCAGGAGGCCCGGGGCCAGGGCAGCACCAGGGAGCUGUCUGCCACCACUUUGGAGAGAAGGCGCCGGCGAAAGCAGGAACGGGACCGCAAGAAGAGGAAGCGGAAAGAGCUUCGCGCCAAGGAGAAGGCGGCCAAGUCAGAGGAGUCUGUGGGGGCCCCUGCACCAGCCCCGGAGGAGGCCUGCAAGGAGCCCGCAGAUCUGCAGGGCCUGAUCUUCAACAGGGUGGAGGCCAGUGAGGAGGAGCCAGCCAACAAGGCCCAGCGGAGGAAGGAGAAGAGGCAGAAGGUGAAGGGGAAGCUGACUCCGCUGACCGGGAGGAACUACCGGCAGCUGCUGGAGCGCCUGCAGGCACGGCAGGGCCGGCUGGAGCAGCUGCGGGACCAGGACCAGGGCAAGGCCCAGGAGCUUGAGGCCAAGAUGAAGUGGACCAACCUACUGUACAAGGCGGAGGGCGUGAAGAUCCGCGACGAUGAGCACCUGCUGCAGGAGGCGCUCAAGCGCAAGGAGAAGCGCCGGGCGCAGCGCAAGCGCCGCUGGGAGAAGCGCUCCGCCCAGGUGGUAGAGAAGAUGCAACAGCGGCAAGACCGGCGGCGGCAGAACUUGCGCAAGAAGAAGGCGGCCCGGGCCGAGCAGCGCCUGCAGAAGGCCCGCAAGAAGGGCCGGAUCCUGCCCCAGGACCUGGAGCGGGCUGGCCUAGAGUGAGCAGCUCUCCAGACCUUGGGCCCCUCCCUGUAAAGAGGGCACCGGGAAUGAAGAGAGGGCCCAGAUCCUUCAGACCCUGGGGAAGGGCGAGCCAGAUCAAGGUCUGGCAGCUUCUCAAGAAGGGAUCGGUGGAGGGGGGCAUGGGGUGAGCACCUCCCUGGCCCUGCCUCUCCUACUUGUUAGUCCAGCGCUCACUUGGGAGGGGCGAAAAGCCAAAGGGGAGAUGAUUGGCUCCUGUAACCCGGGAGAAGCUGCAGGUCCAGUCAUGGCCGAGUCCUAGGACCGGGACAGAGGCCUCCCUGGUCUCUCCUUGGCUUCUGCCUGUUUCGAUCUCAUUCUCUGCGCUCCUCAGUAGCCUGGAGCGACACCUUCCAGGUCAGAAUCCAAAGGGAAUGAGGCAGCCAUACCUUUCCAUCGUCCCUGGGAGGCCACUGUGUCACAUAGCCACCUCUGGGCCGGAGGCAGUGGUGCUGUGAGGGACAUGCCUUCACUCUCUCCUGGGGUCGGGGGAGGUUUGCUGCUGCCAGGUGGCAGAGGUCAGGACAGGGACAGCAGAUGGUGUCCUUGGAUGCCAGGGUGCAGGAGCGGCCAGUGUGGCCGGUGUUUUCUUCAGUGUCACCCUUACCGAGCAGCUAUUCAAAAAUGAGCCCCCCAAAGCAGCAGCAGCAGCAUGCGUGUCCCUUAGCUCCUGUGCAGGGCACCAGGCGCACACUUGGCUGGACAGUAGUGUGCUGGAUUGAAAAUGUGUCACCACGCUUUUUUGUAAUGACUUGACUGGGCAGCAGGAGACUCUAGGCUUGGUAGGGGACCCAGGCUGAGACAGGAACCCUGCAGCCUGGGAAAAGCUGUAGGUCCAGGCACACCUGGGUCUCUGAGAAGUCACUCGUGCAGCUGCAGGGAGUGUAGCAGGCCACGGCGUCCAGCUCCUGGUCUGUGGACCUGCCUCAGCUCCUUGACCUAAGGCCAGCCCUUCCUGGGCAGCCUCCAGCCAGUGCCAGCCAGUGCCAGGCAGCGAGGGCUUGCGGCAGCUCUGCGUGGCUGUCGGUCCCCCACCCUUUCUCUCACAGGCCUUAUACCUAAUAAACCUUCAAUACCGAACUCCA
Molecule: messenger RNA, 2309 nt
Organism: Tupaia belangeri chinensis (Chinese tree shrew)
Lineage: Eukaryota; Metazoa; Chordata; Mammalia; Scandentia; Tupaiidae
Gene: SURF6
Product: surfeit 6
Exons: 7
Coding region: 1-1206 (401 amino acids)
Biological process (GO): ribosomal large subunit biogenesis; ribosomal small subunit biogenesis
Cellular component (GO): nucleolus
Molecular function (GO): DNA binding; RNA binding
Source: RefSeq, a predicted model, not a curated record